UUACUCACAUCUAGAGAGGACAACUGCCCGGCCACCUCAGCCCAGGGUGACCAAGAGCCAGAUUCCUGGGGUGGAGGGACAGUUCCCCUUCUUGAGCGAGUGUUGACGUGACACCCCCAUGACAGGAAGUGCAAGCCACUAGUGGCCACACUCUGACACUCUAUCCAUCCUGCCUGGCCCCAGGCUCCCUCCAUGUGCACAGCCUCCACAGAGGAGGACAAGCCAUGACCCCCACCCUCACAAUUCUGCUCUACCUCGGUGAGAUGGACCAGGGGGACACCCCAGUCUGGGAGGGACCCCACAGCCAGGCCUGCUGGGCCAGGGCCCCAGGACUCAGGGGCUGUGUGGGGGAGGCUUGUGCUCAGGACUCAGGACACCCCUCUCACAGGGACUCUCUUCCAGGGCUGAGUGUGGGGCCUAGGACCUGCGUGCAGGCAGGUGAGUCUGUCCCCGGGCUCCCAGGACCCUCACUGAGGAUAGGGGACACCUGGCCCUGGGGAUGGAGAGGAGCAGAUCUGGGCUGAUGGGAGGGUGGGGGCAUCUGGGUGGAUCCCAGGCUGAGAAAUAGGGUCUGGGGGUGGGACUGUGCUGUGACCCCACCUCUGAUUUCCUUCCAGGAACCCUCCCCAAACCCAUCCUCUGGGCUGAGCCAGGCCCUGUGGUCCCCUGGAGGAGCCCUGUGACUCUCUGGUGUCAGGGGACUCUGGGGGCCCAGGAGUUCCACAUUCAUAAAGAACAAAGUCCAGCACCCUGGGACAGACAGAUCCCACUGGAGUCCGGGGACAAGGCCAAGUUCUCUGUCUCCUACAUGGCAGAUCAGCAAGCAGGAAUAUACAGGUGCCUCUAUCUCAUCUCCUCUGACUGGUCACAGCUCAGUGACCCCCUGGAGCUGGUGGUGGUUUCAGGAUCCUACAGCAAACCCUCCCUGUCAGCCCUGCCGAGCCCUGUGGUGACCCCAGGAGGGACCAUGACCCUCCAGUGUGCCUCAGGGCAGAGAUUUGAGAGGAUGGGUCUGACUCAGCAAGGAGAAGACACGUCCCCCUGGACCCUGGACACACAGCCACACCCCAGUGGGCAGGUCCAGGCCCUGUUCCAUGUGGGCCCUGUGACCCCCAGUCACAGGGGGACAUUCAGAUGCCAUGGCUAUUACCGGAGCAGACCCCAGGUGUGGUCACCCCCCAGUGAGCCCCUGGAGCUCCUGGUCUCAGCACCUGUGACAGUGACAGUGACAGUGCACAGGGAGGGAGAGACGGGGCGGCCAGGGGACGAGGAUGGACCCUCAGUUAAAGAUGGCACAGGACACCAAGGGCCCCCCAUCCCCCACCCUGCUCUGAUCGGCGUCCCGGUGGCCCUCGUGCUGCUGCUCUCUCUCUUCCUUUGCCUCCUCCUCCGAGGCUGGUGUCAGAGGAAGCUCAGCAAAGCGGAGUCAGACCCACGGCCUGAGGAUGGGGCACAGCUGGACCCUCAGGUGAGCCCCUGCUCCCAUCAGAACAAGGACCCUCCUGUGCCCAACCUGAAGGCUGCUGCCUCCACAGCCCCCCAGGAUGUGACCUACGCCCAGCUGACCCUCAGGCAGUGGACAGCACCCCCUUCCUCCCGGUCAGAUGUGCCCCCCAAGGAGCCCAGCCUAGGAGGCAGAGGGGCACAGGACGGGGAGCUCUGCCGGGAGACGGGGCCUGAGGGGCAGGAGGGCCCGGGCUGCUCACAGAGGGAGGAGGAGUCAGCUGCCCAAACAGAGAAGUCCAUGCGGCACAGUGACCUGGGAGCCGAGUAUGCAGACCUGAGCCUGCAGGCAGCAUCCCUGAGUCCCCUCACAACUGGAACCCUCCCCAAACCCACCCUCUGGGCUGAGCCAGGCCCUGUGGUCCCCUGGAGGAGCCCUGUGACUCUCUGGUGUCAGGGGACUCUGGGGGCCCAGGAGUUCCACCUUCAUAAAGAGCAGAGUCCAGCACCCUGGGACAGACAGAUCCCACUGGAGUCCGGGGACAAGGCCAAGUUUCCCAUCACCUACAUGGCAGAGCAGCAAGCAGGAAUAUACAGGUGCCUCUAUCUCAUCUCCUCUGACUGGUCAGAGCUCAGUGACCCCCUGGAGCUGGUGGUGGUUUCAGGAUUCUACAGCAAACCCUCCCUGUCAGCCCUGCCAAGCCCUGUGGUGACCACAGGAGGGACGGUGACCCUCCAGUGUGCCUCAGAGCAGAGAUUUGACAGGAUGGUUCUGACUCAGCAAGGAGAAGACACGUCCCCCUGGACCCUGGACACACAGCCACACCCUGGGCAGGUCCAGGCCCUGUUCCAUGUGGGCCCCAUGAGCCCCAGCCACAGGUGGGCGUUCAGAUGCCAUGGCUAUUACAGGAGCAGACCCCAGGUGUGGUCACCCCCCAGUGAGCCCCUGGAGCUCCUGGUCUCAGGAGCAGCUGAGUCCCCCAGCCCCAUACAAAACAAGCCCAGCUCUGAGAAUGUGGCAGCCCCUCAGCCCCAGGACCACAGGGUGGAGAACCUGAUCCGGAUGGGCGUGGCUGCCCUGGUGCUGCUGGCCCUCUGGGUCCUGCUGUGGGAGGCUUGGCACAGCCAGAGGAGCACCCAGGGUGCCGCCACCAGCAGGAGGGACCCCCGGGGGGCCCAGGUGCCAUCCAGUGUGGAGAAUCCUAGAACACAUGAUCCUUUCAGGACAAGUGUUCCAACACCCUCCCUCUCAGCCCACCCGAGCCCUGUGGUGGAGGCAGGAGUGAAGCUGACCCUCUCCUGCAGCUCAGAGACAGCAUCGGGCACUUUCCACCUUCUGAAGGAGGGAGGCGCUGACCCGCCCCUCCACGUGGAACAGCGACCCUCCCCUGGGAGACCCCAGGUCCUCUUCCACAUGGGCCCCUUGAACACCUCCCAUGGGGGCACCUACAGGUGUUACGGCUCCUCCAGCUCCUACCCCCAGCAGUGGUCAGAGCCCAGCGACCCCCUGCAUCUCGAGGUGUUCCAGGCGCCCUACUUGGUGGCCCACACAGGCCAACUGGUGCUGUUUGGGGAUGGCCUGACCCUGCAGUGUUGCUCCUGGGCCGGCUUUGACACAUUUGCCCUGGCCACAGUGAUGAGCCUCAGGGUCCCAGUAGCUGGAUGGGCAGCACAGCCCUGA
Messenger RNA from Erinaceus europaeus (western European hedgehog), 3124 nucleotides. RefSeq names its product leukocyte immunoglobulin-like receptor subfamily A member 6. The record is from RefSeq and is a predicted model, not a curated record. NCBI's taxonomy places the organism in Eukaryota, Metazoa, Chordata, Mammalia, Eulipotyphla, Erinaceidae. Bases 809 to 3124 code for a protein of 771 amino acids. The transcript has 14 exons.